CUCUCCGCACAGACUACACGUGCGCUCCUUUGCGUUGGGCUAUGGAGCCAACUAGGAUUGGUGAAGGAUCGCGACAUUCACUCAACUGCUAGCUUGCCUGAUAUCGAAGCUGAGGAGGAGCUGCAGGAUGGGUGGGAUAGUAUUGUACUAGGGUAA
Suillus discolor is the source of this 156-nucleotide messenger RNA. RefSeq names its product ectomycorrhizas secreted protein. The record is from RefSeq and is a predicted model, not a curated record. Lineage: Eukaryota; Fungi; Basidiomycota; Agaricomycetes; Boletales; Suillaceae. The transcript has a single exon. The annotation marks the transcript as partial.